This is a messenger RNA of Lymnaea stagnalis (great pond snail), 17300 nucleotides long. NCBI's taxonomy places the organism in Eukaryota, Metazoa, Mollusca, Gastropoda, Lymnaeidae. The record is from the annotation of a GenBank genome assembly.
CACUUUCAUUUUCAUUAAUCUAUUCAACUGCAACAACAAUCUGAUCACUGUAAGAGAUUGUACCUAAAGUAAGACCUUUAACUAUAUUAAAUAAAAACAUAUAUUAAGCCUAUUAUUUUAUGCAAUAAAAACUGCAAGAAUCAAUAGAAGACCUUUGCCUUGCCUUUGCCUUUGGCAUUCAUUUCAUUGCUUUUUAAAAUAAUUUAUUGCCUGCCUUUUGAAUUAGCUGCCUCAGUCGGCCUGGGUCUUAGAAACUUUUUAAGAUUAAGUCACAAAAUAAAUAUUUUGAGAUAUUCAAGUUCAAGUAUUCUUUUCGUCGAAAUUUUCGUCUAUAAAAGGUGAUCAUUUUCAUAUAUUGAGCUGUUUAAAGGGACUUAGGCUUGGGCCUUAGCCUUAGGCUAAUAAGUUGGCAAAUUUUAAUCAUUAAAUUAAAUGAUAAGUGUUCUGACUUCAAAUUGUGCAGUAUAGGCCUACUUGGCUAAACCGAAUAACAAAAGGUCACAGUUUAGAUUGAUUUGGCAAAAAAUGUGAUUUCAAUUUAUCAAUUAUUUUAAAUAAAAAGUACGAAGACGAAAGGCCUAUUUAAUUGACUAUGUAGUCUAAUGUAGUAUAAAGUAUAACAUAUUUAUGUAUUAUGUAAUCAUGAUCAUGCCCUGCCAUUUCUGAAAUGGCAUGAUUGAAUAAAUAGGCCUAUUAUAGUAGUUACCAAAUUUUGUUUCAUGGCCAUGCGUGGCAUCAAAGCUAUUCGACACUUCUUCUUCUUCUUCUUUAUUUUGAGGGCCCACGAUCACUGAUUAUUUUUUUAAAAUAUAUUUAUAAGCCUAUUAAUAUUAAUUGGUAAUACCGAUAAAUUUUGCCAAAAUUUGUUUUAGCAGAAUGGGUAUGGGUUUUGCCAAGAACUGUCUCAUCCUAAUCGCAUGACAUCACUUUGGGAAAUCCCAUCACUGGACUAAGAGUGAAUUUGUCAGACCUGAACCAUAUUUGUGAUAGCUUUCCUGUUCUUCACUGAGCAAUAUUUGUGUUAUAAACUACAUCUGACAUUGACUUUUUAUUAAAUUUCCACUUGCAAGGUUAAAAGAAACAAUAAAAGAAACACAUCCUUGCUGAUACCCAAGAUGAAAACCAGUGAAAAAAAGACGCUUACUAAUUGGGAUGUCUUUUGUUAGUUGAAAAUCAAAGUAUCGGCUAAAACCUUGGUAAAACAAGGGAGACUACUACUUAAUUGGUAUUCAAAGUGCAUAGUUUGAUAAGUUACAAUUUAUUUAUAAUUGCAUAACAUCUUUCAAUUACUUGUUAACUUCAACAAGAGUUUUAGUAUUUGACACAAAGAGAGGAAUAAGGUCACAGAAUGUGUGAGAACUACUAAAGAAGUUGAUUUUGGUUUCAUUUUUUAAUUUAAGUUUGCUCCAUUAGUCUGUACUAAUUUGAUAAUUUGUUCAUUUUCAAAAAAAAAUUUAUACUCACGUACCUAAUCAUUUCUAUCAUUUCACGGGACAUUUAAACAUAAUUUCCUGGGGAGGGGAGACCUCUCUCCAGAACCCCACUUUUCAAAAAAUAAUGAGAAAUUAAUCUCUUGUUUUAAGUUAUGGCUCGUUCAAACAGUGCCUAACAAAGGACGAUACCAUAGAUAAAUACAAUAACAAAAAUACAACACCCAAAACAGUACCAAUCACAAUUAAUAAGAUUUAAUUUAGUAAUAAUACAAUUACAAAACAAAAGAAAUAUAAUUACAAAUCAUCAACUUACAGAGUACUCAGUUGUUAGUACAAUGUGCCAAUUAAUAAUGAUGAAUGCGAAUAAUCACAUAUGAGCACACAAAGAAUAAUACAAUUGUCUCGUAAAGUUAAUAAUAUCUAUCUCCGUCUAUCUCAAUCUCCGUCUGAAUCUCUUUCCCUCUCUCCGAAACCCUUUAUUUAUAUUGUGGGUCUACCGACGCGUCCAGAAAUGCCUUUACUUUUAUAAUACAAUCGUGAACAUUCGACAAAACACCACUGAGAACAAAUUAAUUAUUUUUAGUUGCUGUCGGCAAUAAACACGACAGAUCAAAAGACUAAGCCACGCCCAUCUAUGAAAGUAGUGUCUCAUGUGGGGUCAACCAGAGUGCACGCACAGGGAAAGUGUUGUAAACAAGCUCUUCAUAACAAUAAAAAAGGAGAAAACAAAAAAACUUGGAUUAAGUAAAACACAAAGAUCAAAAUCUUUUAAACACUGGGCUGUAGACGAAAUUUGACCCGGGGGAACAUCUAAGACCUAUAUAACAAGGAACACAUCGCCAGCCUUUAACUUUCUAAACUGUUGACCAGAAUGUGAGUCCCUUAAAAAAAACAAAAAACUAUUGCUGAAGAUAAAUCACUUUAGCUCUAAGCAGUAUCAAUUAUAAAUAGAGUUAACUAUACUUACAUUUUAGAAAAUAUUAGUAUCACAUAAUCGAUGACUAAAAUGAAGAAACUAAACCCCUUAACUCUUUUUAGGAAGAUUAAGAUUCAAGACCACAUGCUUAGUGAAUGAAUCCAAUAGUAUCUUUUGAUCUCAACAUAAACUAGAAAAUUUAUUUUAUUGUAUGUAAAACUGGAUGCUGGUAAUUUAAAUUAAUAAAUAUCAAAUUCCUCAUAAUAUUUAAUACCUCUAUUGCAUCAUAUUCCCUGCACUUCUUUUUUUUUUAACAGAGGUUUUUUAUUUAAAAAAUGACGUCUGGUUUUGAGAAAAGAGAAAAGCGAAGGAAUAUAAGACAACUUCAGCACGCAAUAUCAGAAAAAGAUGUAGUUACUGUAAAAGAUAUAUUAAAUACUGAAUUUGAAGUUGAUUUCCAAUACAACAGCCAGACUUCACUGCAACUUGCUGUGUGCCAAGGCUCUGCUGAAAUUUGUUCCCUCCUGGUGGCGAAGGUUAGUUCAGUUAAAUAUUUUAAUUCUUUUUAUACUAGACUGAAGUGAUUGAUAUAUUUAUUAAAAUCUAAAUUUAAACAAAUAUUUUUUUAACCCAUGAAUUGUUGUCGACUGAAAAAAUCGGCCGAUAUUCUUGUUCUGUACUGUGGAGGCCGAAAAAAUCGCACAAUUAAAAACACGGUCCAAUAUUCAACCGGAAUUAUAGCCACUUCCCUUUUAUAAAUAAUUAAAUCAUCUUCCGAGUCAAGUUGUUUGUUGAUAACUUAGCAAUAAGUACUUUUUAAUAGGAGUUUUAUAUCGCUGUUUUUUUAAAGCUAAAAUGGAUGAAGCCAUGGCUGGGCCUUCAGUACGAGAAGUAAUAGAAAUAUUUUUAAGGAGAGGAUUUAAGUGAUACUGAUGAUGAUUUUAACAUUCCCCAUGACGAUCUCAUUUAGGAUUCUUCCUCUAGUGAAUCUGAUCUAGAACUCUAGUGGGUCAUGAUCUGAUACUAGUCUUAUUGAUACUGAAGUAGGCCUACUGUUAGACUUCGAGCCCAGGCCUUGAGUUUGGGCAAAGACUGACUGAAUUUUAGUCACAGAAGCUAAAGAUUAUAGAUCAGAUUAUAGAUCAGAAAUAAUACAUUUUAUAGUUAAACAACCCAAAUCAGUGCCACUGUUCGUUUUUAAAUGUUUACUAGUCAAUAAUAAUUUUUUUCCCUGAGAUUUUUGUAUGUUGUACUUGGUUUUAGCUGUGGUCCCAGGUUCAGUAAUAAAUGACCUAAAAUUACUAAAAUCGCUUUGUAAACAAAACCAUAGCAACCUAUACAUUUUCUGUAAUUUAAAUGAAUAGGCAACAACAUUUACAUUAGUAUUUUAAUGGAAUCUAUAUAAAAAUUAAUGAUCUUAUGAGCACUUGAAAGCAAGACAUUUUGACAUUUUUUUUUUUCCUUGAGCACUCCAAGGUCAAGGACACUGAACAAAUUUUUUUUAAUGUGUGGGCAAUAUAGCCAACUUCAUCCACAUCCAUUUACCUUUCUAAAAGUAUUUACUUAUUGAGACUUGUAUCAAUAUUUCUAUGUCAUUUAAUGCUAUUUCUAAAAGCACUCAAAAGGCUCUGAAAAGCUUCCACACUUCAGAAUGAUCUAUGCCACAGUUCAUGGGUUAAUAAAUAAAUAUUAAAAAAAAGUUCAGCCAUUUAUAAUAUGAUUCAUGUAUUCGUUAGAACUUUUCAUAUGAAUGAAGAUCAUGGUACAAAACAGGAUGUCACUAUUUAGCGCCCUCAAGAAAAAUAAUUUAUUUUCAAUGAUUUUUGUGUGCAUACAGGAAAUUAAAAAUUAUAUCAAUUUUGAAAUGUUUUCUAGAGAAAUGUUUCCAAAACUUUUAAGUCUAAUGUACCAGUGGAUAAGUAUCCCAUUGCACCGAGGACUGGUGCCAGAUUUAUUAAUUAUUUUAGCUUUUUAUUUGAUCCUAAAUUUAUCAUUAAAUAUUCUUGAAUCCGCAAUAAGCCAAUUUAAAAGACUUUAUAACUAUUACCAUUUAAUGCUAGGUGUUAAAAGCUUUUCUUGUAAUGCAGUUUAACCUUUUUAUCCAGUUCCUUUUUUUCCUGUUGUGCAGACCAGGAAGGUAAGGCUCUGCAGACCACCAUUUUGGGGAAACACUGUUCUAUUGCCUGUAUUAAAUGUAGAAUUAUUUAAACUGACACAUUAUAGAAUAUUUAAAUUGAAUAUUGGCCAAACUUUGAAGAUUUUAAUGUGUUACCACCCUAAGCUGUUUAACACUUUUCUGCUCUUUGGGAUUAACCGAACUCUGAGAAAUGUUGCCUCAAAAAUGGCAAAAUUGAUAAACUGUUAAACAAACAAACAGAAAUGUCAUGUAUUAAUAGGUUUUAAAAGGAAGAACCACCAACUGAUUCUGGUAUUGGACUAUAAAUGGAUUUUGUGUGUUUACAAUUUUUACAAUGGGCAUUUGCAUAAAAUUUUCUAACAAAAACCAGGGUGCCAAUGUCAACCAGGCAGAUGCAGAUGGGAAUUCAUUGCUCAAUAUGUCUUGUUGGAGGGGCUAUGUUGAUGUUGCCCAGCUGCUUAUUGAAAAUGGAGCCAAUGUUGACUCACAAAAUGAAUCAGGGAAUUCCUCAUUGAAUGUUUGUGCCUACAAAGGUUUCUCGGAGAUUGCUGAGGUAGGUAAUUAAGUUUGUGAUUUUUUACACCUCAUAAGAAAGAUUGCUAUGUUUCAUGGUGACAAGGGCACAUCUUAUCUUAUCAAAAAGCUUAUCUCAGAAAAGGCCAGCACUUAUGAAAGAGAAGUUAAUAAAAUAAAAAUAAAAGCAAUGUUAAAAUCUAGGAGAUGUGAGUUUCAUUGCUUUAAGGCUCUUUUAAUCUACCUCUCAAUUGAUUAACUUUUUUAAAAACCUAACAACAGUACUAAAAAUAAUAUAAUUGUAAUUGUUCAAAUAUAAUGCAAAGAGGUAAAUUUUCUUAAAAUCUUGAACUAUCUUAAACUCAUUAAUUCACUAGUUGCUCAAAAACAGUUGGUAAUGCAACAAUUUGACAAUGGUACCGGUACCAGCAUGGUUGGAAUCAAACCUUAAUCCUUAAAAAAGAUUUAAGAGCCCCUAAAUUAACAACAUUAACAAAAUUUUACCCUUUGAUUGAUUCAUUCAUUUCUCAUGUGCCAAUUAGUGCAUAUAGUUUUAUAUUGCAUACAGUUAUGGGCAUGUAAUUUUUUUUCUCAUAAAACUAUUUGCUGCUUGGGGCCUCUUUCUCGAGAACCUUGUUCCGCUGCAAGAUUCAAUGUUUGUUACCACAUUGCCAUUGUUAAAAUUUGGCAAAAGAAAAUGUAUUUCUGUUGUGCCUCAUAGUCCUUGCUGUCCUAAGCAUAUGCUUACUUUGAUUAAUGAUUGAUCCAGCCCUUAGCAAGCUAGCAAAUAAAUAAAGCCAUUCAUGUUUUUUUUAUUUUCUUAUUAAUUAAUAUUUGUGAACAAAUGCUUCAGAUGAAAUUUUUUUUUAUUUUUGGUUACUUUUACCAAAACACAUUUUUGGGGGAAUGCAGAUUCUCAUUUCAGCUAAAUGUAGCCUGAACCUAGCCAACAGCAGAGGGCACACACCAUUGUACUGUGUGUCACAGGCAGGAAAUGCUACUAUGGUAAAGCAGCUGCUGAAGGCAGGGGCUGACCCUGAUUGGGGAGAUUAUGUCCUCAAGACCCCCCUGAUGGCAGCUGCAGAAGCUGGACAUUUGGAUGUAGUCAAUGCACUUUUGGAAGGAGGUUAGUUUGUUCUAGAGAGAAACCUUUCAUUUGCACAUAUAGCCAUUAAAAAGUAGGUAGAGAUUUGCAUUUUAUCAAUGUAGUUUAAGUUAGCACCAAGGAUAUAACCAAGAAAUCCUCACCUUUUAGUGAAAGAAACUUUUAUGCUUUCCUAUUUAAAAAAAAACCUGAAAUAAGCAGUUUAGUGUUUGUAAUUAUUACAGUAAUAUUAUAAUAGAACUGAAUGAAAAUUUGAUGAGCACUGAAAAUAUAUGUAUAAUUUAAAAAUAAUUAUAAUUACAUCAACAUUAUAAAAUUAAAUUAUUUAAUGCUAUAUUGGGGCAUGCUCUGUAUUCUAAAAUAAAUGUAUAACUUUUUGUUUGGCCUCAUGUUUCCAUUUAAACAUGUGUUAAUAAUUGAAGGGGCUGAUGUGAACAGACAAAGCCGCACAGGGAGGACAGCAGCUUAUGAAGCUGCAAGUAGCGGACAUAACAAUAUUCUUCUCUCUCUAGUCAAAUACAAGGCUAACCUGAAUCUUUCCACCACGAAGGGGAUCACCCCACUUUUAGGUAAACAUAUUUAAAAAAUGACACAAUCCAAAUUUGGCAUGCUUAACAAUCAUUUUGUAAAGUAGUUUGUAUCAUUGGAAAAUAUUAAGGACAGCCAGCAAUGUUGAUGAAGGGUGAGAACUGUGGUCGGGUUGAAAUUAGGAAAUAAAAACACAAGGUAGGGGAAAACUUCAAAAAAAAAAAAAAGACUUAACGAAACAACAAAUGUGUUGGCAAGAAGCCUUCAUCAGCAACCUGCCCAGUACAAAAAGAUGAUUAAAAGGUGUACAAAAUAAAACUUUAGGUUGUGUCAGGGAGAACUGCAAAAUGAUAGGGCUUGGUUGAAGUCAUUUAUUUUGUUUGUCUGUUCAACUGAUUUGAGUAGGGACAGGAAGGGAUUAAAAAAUGCUGCACUUAAAAUAAAAGUAUUGUCAUUUUCAAAUAAAAUAUAAGAUGACUAGGGCCCGACUGGGUGCAGAUUUUUUUGAGAAAAUAUCCGGUGAGUCCAAGUGUUAUCAAAAAAAAAAUAGUUAACUUCUCAUUUACUAUAUAUUAAUACAUGCCGGCCUUUAAACAAUAGGCCUGCAGAUAGUCCUAAACCCUACUUGCUGUCCUAUAAAUAAUAGUCCUACAGACAGUCCUUCACCACACCCGUGGCUCUUUAUUGUUUAAUAUAAUAGUCACCUCCUCCAAAAAUUUUUUUUUGAUCUGAGUUCACACAUUAUGCAUGACAGCCUUUUUUUCACUCGUGCUAUUAAUAUGAAACAUGUGGAGCUGGGGAGGGGCCAUUUUUUGAAGAGGAAACAGGUCACACCAGAAUAAAAAUAUAUAAGACAUAAGUCACAAAGUUAUUUUCUGAGUCUAUUAUUUUUAACUUUUAAAAUUCAUUGUUACUUUUGCAAGGGGUUUGAGACUUAGCAAAACAAAUUGUAAGGGGUGCAACACUAGUCAAAUAAUUCAAAAGGGGUACAGAGUAUAUUGACAUGGAUAGGAAACAAUGUUCCAACAUAUCAAAAUUUAACUUAAUUUAACUUUUCACAUAUGGCAUUCUAAUCAUCAAAAUUUUUACUUCUUUACUGAAGCAUUUAGAAUUUAAUUAAUUUUUUAUUUUAUUUUGUAAUUACUCAUCCAGAUAUUAGAAAUAAAAGAAUUCUUAUAUUUAUAUUUAACAUGGCCUAAGGGCAGAAUGGGAAUUGUCAAGGGUAUGAGAAUCACUGUUCUUAGUAUUUCUUAGUAUGAACGGUUGUUACAUUGAGCUGUGCGCAUUGUUAAUGAUUGGUUAGUGAGCGUAUUUGGUGUUGAGAUUUAUUGUGUAGCUGUUGUUUGUAUUUGUGACAUUUGUUGGUAUGAGAGAUGACACAUUGUUUUGAUGGCUUUAGAUUUAUGUUUGUUUUUGAGUGAGUGGAUCUUAGAUUAAACAAGAGGAAUAAAAAGGAGUGCUAGAGUUCUUAUUAUUGUGUUGUUAAAAGUAUUAAGUGUUAUGGAUUUUCAUCUCUGAAGAGUAUGAAUAUUAAAGAAUAACUUUAAUUUCAAAAAGCCUUACUACUUAAUUUGUGUUCCCAAGCAUUACUGUAAUCCUUGUGGGAUGAGAGUGACACAGUGUUAAAACAAAACCUAGACAACUUUACCAGAAAUACAGGAAGGCGUCUCAACAAGAAUAUUUAAUCAGGAAUUAUGUUGAAUAGAUUUUGUUGUGUUGAAAAUUUUGAAUUUAGUUUAAUACUCAGAUCUAGCAGCAGACUAUUGAUAGCUGUUCAACCUCGCUCUAAAAACCUGAUGGUGGGAAUGAAUAAGUGACUAUAUAUAUGAUGCCUAACAGAAUCACUGCUCCCCCCAAAAACUUAAAAGCUGAGAGUCUUAAAUGGCUAAAAUCCAGCAUGUAGUGGAAUUGACAUAAUAAUUUAAAAGUGUUUUUAUAUCACUGAUCAAAUGAUUAAUGUUUUGUCAUAUUUUAGAAGCAAUUUCAAGCAAUCAUACAGGAGCUGCUAAAAUUAUCAUUCAGUCUGGAUGUGAUGUUAACCAGGCAGAUAGGCUGCACUGGGCUCCAAUUCAUGCAGUCAUAAGGCAGGGUAAGAUGGGAAAUAUUGUAAAUCAUUUUCAACAAUUCCAUUGUUUAACUUAAUGUUUGUAAAUCGAGUUCUCUCUUUUUUUUUUUUUUAAAACAAAUUUAAUGUAAUGUCAAAUUUUUACACCAAACUCACAACCCUUUAGAAAUAUUAAAUUUAAAGGCUCAUCCAUUUUUAAAAAAAAUUUAAAAUGUAAAUUUCUGGAAAAAAAAAAAAAAAAAAAAAUCUAAAAAAAAAAAAAAAAAAAAGGGGUUCAUUACUUUUGGAAAUAAGGUUACUAUAAAAAGCACAGAUAGCAUCAUUAUUUCAGAAAUAUAUUUUGUUCUCUUUCAGUGUCCAACAUGUUUGAUCCGGGUGAUAAUGAAGAGAUGCGUAAUUUGGUUGGGGAGCUGGUGGCUGCUGGAGCUGAUGUAAAUAAAUAUGAUGGAGAGCAUUGGACUCCACUUUAUCAGGCUGCCUCAGCUGGUGAUUUAGGUAAUCAUUUUAAAUCUCUAUUAAGAAUCCCUCUAGGCUUUAUUUCUGUUAUACAUGGCUUGAUAAAUGUGUAAGGCUUUAAUCUACUCAGAGGUAUGUGUUAAAUGUGCUUUUUACUGAGAAUCUUGUGUUUUUAUCAAGAGUAACAGCGGUUAGAUGUAAUUUAUUUUAGACACGGUAGGCAUAAACCAAUACAUAUUGACAUCCAUUAUAUUGGGACCGGCUGAAGACAAAUCUGCUACUGACAUGAUUAUCCAUGAUCUUUGAAAAAAACUGAGAACUCUGCGCGAACAAAAAUCCAAGACUCUGUUCAAAAUGCCAAUGUACGCUUAAGAAUCUAACAGCUGUUCCGAUCACACAAUGACUCACUGAACGCCUUGCUACAGAAUGAUUUUGAGGAACAACAAAAACUCAGACAAAGACUUUCAAGACGGAAAACAAUUUGUGCAAUGCAAUCAAAACAAAUGUCCAUUUAUUUUAAUAGAUAAAAGCAUUUUAUCAUAAAAUGAUUGCAAGUCCAAUCCCCAAGUAAUGUUUAAAUUUGUCUUUCAAAGUGUUAUUACCUUGUUUGUUAAUUAUUUCUUAAAUGAUAUAUUCAUUACUAAUAAAUAAUUUGAUGUUUCAGAUCUCUGUAAAUUCUUGCACGAGAAAGGAGCUGCUAUUGAUAAGGUAACCCUAAAAGGGGGAUCUAUCCUGCAUGCAGCUGUGUAUGGAGGCAAUUGGGACAUUGUAAAGCUGUGCCUUGAUGCAGGUUAGUAAUUCAGUGCAAGAACAAAUACUUUAUUUUUUUGUUCACAUCAGAUUAACAUGUACCAGUAAUAAAGAUAUACUAAUAAUCGUAUAUAAAAAAAAAAAGUUGCAUAAAAACUUCCACUUUUAAAUUUAGAACCAGGCAGAAUGACAUACUGAUAUGCAUUGGGUUCCAUUUGGCAUGAAUGAGUCUCGCUUAAUUAAUUAAUUGAUACAAUUAAUACAAUUUUUGAUUUUAGUGAAAGCUAUCUUUUAAGUCUUAAUUUAAAUUAAAUUAUAUCAAAUGCUGCAUUGUCUUUUUACAUAUCGAUUCCAUCAAAAUCUCCCUGUGAUAUGUUUAUAUCUUAAUAUUAUUGGAAGAUGUGGAUCAAUAUGAUAAAAGUAGAACAUGAUUUGAAUGUAGUAUUAUCUUCUUGUUUUAAAAAAAAACCAACAUUAUGCAUGUGCUAGAUGAACGUGCUUCCAUCCACAUCUCCCCCUCAACCACACACAUAAGCUUUUCCUUAUGUAAUGUCCUAAAAUAGUUUUUUAUUUAAUAAAAAGGAAAUAUUGAUUGGAUUUGGCUAAACAUACAUUUUCAUUGAUACGAAAUACCUUUCAAAGCUAAGCCUAGCAAAUCUUGACUUAUAACUUACAUACACUUCUCUACAAUAAUCAUCUGUGGCAAAGCAAAUUAAGUAGUGAUUAGGAUUAUUUGUAUUUUAACUCUUAAGGAUUUUUUAUGUAAUGUCUUUAAGUCCUUUUUUACCUUGAAAAUUACUAUCACAAUUGCUUUGGCCAAAAGGACAUCAUUCGGGACACAUAAGCAAUGGUUUGGAUCAGGUUUAAGAGAAAAAGCAUUUUCUUUGUCAGGUUGCAAAGUGAAUGCAGUAGAUGACUAUGGCCAACAUGCUCUUCUGGCUGCCCUUUCUUCACGAUGUGACAUCAAGGUAAUCAUGGUUCACAUAAGAUAAAUACUUAAAAUUAACUUCUGUGUCCAUUGACUCAGUGUUUUACAAUCUCUUUCAUCAAGGUGAUCAUAGCAUACAAAACUUUGUGAGCUAAAUGGCAUUUGAAAUUUGAUAAUGUAGGGAGAAUGUGAACAGAGAUCCACAGAAAUCUUUUUUACUCAAGGAGCCCUUUUUAGAGUCACUUUCUAUGUGGGUGGAGCCCCUAAGUUUUACAAGUUUGUGGAAUUAACACUACUCCUGGUGUUACAGAGGGAGGGAGCUGUCGUUGAACCUCGGAGAUGUGCUUGUGGAGAUUUCAAACUUGGGAACCACUGAUCUUAGCUUUACUUUGACUGUCAAGCCUCAGAACUAUCUGGUGGUUUCUGUACUUCAAUUCAGACACAUGAUUCAUUAAAAGAUAAGACAAACUCUAUGUUUAGAUCUCUCAAUAUAUUGUAGGAUCUACUUUCAUCAAAUUCAUCAGCACAUGAUAAAAACAUUUGAAAGGAAUGAGUUACUUCAAUAUGAGUAAUCAUCAACCAGUAUCAAAUUUUCUUAAAAAUGAAAACUAUCUAUGUUAGCUUUUUAGUAGUUGUGCCAUCAUUGGAGAAAAUAAAAUCUUUAAGAUGACCCUAUAAUAGUUCAAACUUUCCCUAGACUAUAACAAUCUUUACUACGCAAAAAUAAAUGUAUACAACCCUUCAUGGAAGUAAGACAAGUGACAACUAUAUUAACUUCUAACUUCAUUGUCCAUUAUUUGCUCCACUUAAACACUUUUCAAAAACUGGAAAAAACAAUAUCACAUUGAGGGUCAGUGAGUUAUAGCAGAGAGCUGCUCUUAUAUUCAGAAGUAUUUGUGCACAAAGAAUACUAUGCUAAUAUUUUGUCAUUUAUCCGUUUGAAAAACUUACAUAGGCAAAUUCAUAGUUUUUUCCAACAUCAUUCCACAGUACCAGGCAACUGUCUUCAAAGUUCUUUCAGUCUGGCUUAUAACUAUAUAACCUAGUUAAAAUGCAAAGCUUAUUAUGUGAUGAAUAAUUUUUCUUUAAAAAUGCAUGUUAUUUCCAGAUUAUUGAAUUGCUUCUAGAAUCAGGCAGUGAUGUAAACAUUGGUCACAAGGUCACAAAACAGACAGCCCUGCAUGAAGCAGUGUGUCAGCAUUACAUAUCGGCAGCUCAUAUGCUCAUUGAUAAAGGUAAAAAAACAACAAAAAACACUUUUUAAAAAAUCUAUCAGUAAUAUAAGAAUUUUUGUUUAAAAAAUCUAUCAGUAAUAUAAGAAUUUUUGUUAUCCGGACUAACAUGAUUUGAAUGUAGUAUUAGUCUAACAAUGACUUUGAUUACAGAGGGAGGAUUAUUUUUAGCAUGAGCUCCUUUACUAUAGCAAAGGAUUUUAAACAAGAUUUUUUUUUUUUAAACAUCUUAAGCAAGCACAUGUUCUAAGUUUUCUGGGUUAAAUCAUAUUAAAAUACUGCAUUGGAUUUACCUAAUGACAAUUGCAGCUUUUUAACCUGCAUGUUUUUAAAAGAGAUCAAACUAAAUUUUAUAUAUAAAUAUAUAUUAUAAAAAAAUCAUCUAGCAAAUAGGGAAAAUGUAAAUUAAUUCUUGUUGUGCUUUCUUCCCUUGAUUUAGGUAGCAGCUUGAGUGCUACAAACUCUGAGAGGAAAUCUCCUCUGUACCUUGCCUGCUGGCGUGGUCUCACUGAGACUGUUGCCUACAUGCUGGGCAAAAAGGGCUGCUCCACCACUAGCGCAUUUGUGUCUGCCUUGCCCAUUCAUGCUGCCGCAUCACAGAGCAGAGCGAGCACAAUUAAGAUUUUAUCUGACCAUGGUUGUAAUUUGAAUCAGGUAAGUCAAUGGGACUUAAACAGCCGGUGAUUAUUCCUCUCAGUAAAACUUCAUGUUAAACUCCCUCAUCGGUGCAAACAAAUAUUUUUAAAAGUUUUCCAAAAGAGUUGUUGUUCCUAUAUGUUGAACUUUUUAUUACGUUAUUACCUGCGACCAUAUUUUUCCACCUCAUGACAUAAAAGUAAUGUAUUCCCAUUUUAAAAAAAGGUGAUUUUUAUUAAAUUUUCUUGGCUUCCAUUUGAACAGAUGAAUGAAAAAGGUGAAACACCAGUGAUGGCUGCAUUGGCAGAAGAUAAUUUCUCAGCUGUGAGAGCACUCUUACAGUGUGGCUGUGAUCUGGAGGCCCAUAACAAGGUUUUUUGUUCUCAGUCUUCUUUCCUUUGAUUAAAUAAAAUAUUUUUGGCUUUGUUCUCGUAAUCUAAUUGGUCUUCAAAUAUUUUUAGAAACAAAGCCAAUAUGUAUAUAUGUAUGUGUGUGUUUAUGUGUGUUUAAACAUAUUUGCAAAAAAUAUGGGCAAUGAAGAUGUAAACAAAAAAGUUGGUUCUUUGUAUUUUAAUGAAAAAAUAAAAAUAUAAAAACAGCUCUUGGAAUCAGGCUGACAAUUGGUGGUAAUUUAGUAAAUCAUUUUUUUUUCUUCGUAUUUAAUGAAAUACUAAUUGUUGAAUUAUAAUAGUUUUAAGCUAAAAUAGAUUAUUUGUGAUUUAUUGAAAGAGGAGAAUAGUUUUCCAGUAACAUAGAUGACAGUGUCAGUUUGUUGAUUUAAAUAAAAAUAAGCAAUUCUUGUAUUAAUCAGCUACAGGAUGAACUUAACUAUUCAUUUAUUUCUGGAGAUUUAAUUUUUUUUUUUUUGUUAAAAAGAUAAUAUUGAAUUAAAACAACGCUUUAUAUAUGUUGCUUUAGUUGCUUUUUUUGAUACCUUUAGACUUUUUAUAGUUGUACAUAUGGCAUUGAUAUACAUUAGUGGUGUGUUCAUGAAAAAUUAAAUAUUUAAAAUCUGAUGCUUUUGAAAAUACUCUUGGAAUAGAUCUAUCUAAAAAAUAUUGCCACAAAAUGGGCUGCAGAGGCAGCCAUAUACUCCAAUAAUUGUUAGGUUAACCUCAGAUGUGUUACCAUGUGAAUAGGUGAGGCUGCCUCAGUUGUGUUGCUUGGUACAUGAAGAUCCCCAUCCUCACCUAGCCCUAGAGCCUCUCUUCCUGUCAAUGACCCAUAAAAACCUGGACAUGAUGAAAAUGCUGUUGCAGUGUUACAGGCAAGUUCAGAAGUCAUGUUAAAACUUUGCAACAUGUUUUUGUUUUAAAGGUUUCGGGUUUUUACUUGUUGAGUAAAUUGUGUUGCUAACACUUUCGGUUACAUUUUAGGACCUUAUUUAAAGUACAAGACCUAAUUAUUAUGGGAUAUUUUUUCGACAGGUUUGUACAUCAAAUAGAAGUUACAUUUAUAUAAUUUAAGCAGUUGUUGUCUUCUUGCUGUUCAGGAUAGAAAUUUAUAAGACCUGACUGACAUUAUCUCAGACCUGGUUUCUCUUACAAUUUUGUUAUUUAAAUAUAUAUACGGCUUUGAGAUGUCUUUUAUGAUUGUAAGCUGAGGUCUGACAGAACAUGGUUUAAGCUCUUUUUUUAAUCCCGCAGUGAUUGGACCAGGAUAUAAGAUUGGUUGGCACCAUUCAUAAUAAUAUUAAAUGGGAAAUGUGGGGUAGGGGGGCUGACUUACAGGUGGAGCUUACUUAUGGGCAGGGGGAGCUGGGACAUCAUUUGGGGAGGGUAGGGAGGCAUUAGCCCCACUUCCUCUUCCUGAAUUUGUAGGAAUAACAGUGUACUAGGUAUCAGUGUCUAGGACAGCAUAAAAUCGAAUGUAGCCAAAAAAAUAAAACUAUUAGGUCAUUUAAAAUUAACAAUAGAAAAAAUAAAUCCUAAUCCAGCAAUUCUUAUUUAAAUAGCUGAGGUGUAGCUAGGGUGGGUACCCCCAAGGUGACCGAUAAUUUUGCCUUCAACAAAAAAACUGCUGUUAUCUGAAACUGCCUCCCCUCCAUAUGGAGAAAAAAAUUACACUAAAGGCUGACUGCCCCCUACGCACACUUUUCAUACACCACUAUAUUUAUUAUACUGUAUUUUAAAAAAUUUACUAUUGUAAUAGGAUAAUGUACGAUUUUGUGCAGUGAUAUUGUACUAUUUUUGGAGUUCCAGGGUAACCAGGUCUGUUAUCCCUACCAUUUAAUUAGUAUUUAUUUCGAUUCCCCAGUAAGGUAACCAGUAUGUUUCAGUGUGCACACAUUUUCUUAAUAUGAUGUGUCAUUAAGGUUUUGUAUUUUAUCAUUUUGCAGACAUAUCCCAUGCAAAGUCAUCCAUUUACUUGUGGUGCUGCUGAAGAGAACACAAGGGAUAAACACACAUUACACACCCAAGCAAAAGCAAGACAUAUUUGAUCUGUUUGCCAUGAACACUUGCACACCUUUCACUCUGAGUGACGCGUGCCGACGAUGUAUUCGAGCCCAACUGGGGUCACCCAUCCAGUAUAAAGUAACUCAACUUCCUGUCGCAGAGAAAGUGAAAAAGUACAUCCUGAUGGAAUCAGAGUUUGAAGGUUGGGUGGAAUUGGAACAGGACAUGCCCGGCAGCAGUGGGUUUUCUGAUAUCUUCAUCCGCAGAGAACCUGUGUGAUAACACUUGCUUAUUGAUUUUGUUAUGGAACAGAGGCGGUCUUGAAAUUUUUUUGGGAGCGGAAAGUGCAUCUUUUAUCACUUGAUCCGUGUUUGUUGUUGCGAGUUUACAAAAGUUGAAGCUCUUGCAAUUAGCAGAACUGAUAAGUUGUACUAAUGAAUUAAAUUAAAGUUUGCUAAUUUUUUUUAAAACGGUGAAAGAUAAAAAUGGAUUUAGCGAUAAAAUCAGAAUAUGUCCAAAUUUUCACAAGGGUUCAAGCUGUGAACUAGCGUUUUAAAAGAAGGCACAAUUGAAAUUACACCUUUGUGCAAAAUAGUCCAGGUAAAUUUAAAAAAAACACAAAAAACUUUAAACUGCUUUUCAUUUUUCUCUCCUAUUAGAAAGUAAACCCAGCCACGUAAGCCUACAGCAACAGAUACAAUGUAUAAUUUUGACCUGAGAUACCAACCUGGUGAUAACAUGUUUUAUUUUUAACAUGAAUGAGAUGAAAGUGAUCAAAGAUGGUUUGUUUCAAAUAAGAACACUGCCUUAAGCUAAAAAUAGCGCUGUGUGAUGUGAGAGGUUGUUUUUUUUUUAUCAUCAGCAAAAUGCAUUUAUUAAGCUUUUGUAUAUAAAUGUUAUUUUUACUGAAAUGACACAUAUAUAUUGUUUUAGGUGCCUUAUUAUUGGAGAGCUUUUAUUUAUUAAUCAUUGUUUUAAAGAUGUCAUCCUUGAUACAUGUCCCCUAAAAUAAAUAACAUAGGCAAAACCAUUAUUUAAUGAGUCAUAGUAGACGAUGAUGUCAAUGAAACUAAACUAAAUUCUCUAGGCCCUCAAUGUUGAUGUUUUAAUAAUUCUACUACUACUACAUAAGGCCCUGCUUCUAAGUAAUCAGUUUUUGUCAUUCGGAUCUCAUGAAUGGAUCCUAAACAAAGUUUUUGGAAUCAAUAAGAAUAAUGUUUGGCAACUUGCAGCACAUCAUCUUGUCUAAUUUAUUUAAAAAAUUGGUAGAACAGACCAACAUCACAAUAAAGCAGUAUUGAAAAUAUGUUUAGAUUAUAAAUAUCACAAGUUUUUAAGUUCUUUUUAUUAUUUGUGUUGACUAGGUAAAAAGAACUGAAGAUUACUUUGAAAUAGCAACCAAGUAAAAUGAUUGUCAAUCUUGCCUGUUCUUAGCACUACCAUAGAGCAGUGCUUUCCAACCUAGUUUUGUUGGCAUUUUUUUUUCAACAUAGCUCAAAGUUAUAACAUUUUGAUAGCACAAAGAGACACAUGUCAUUUUAGAUAUUAUUAGUUUUAUUGCACAAUUAAGUGUAACAAUCAGUUGGCAAGCACUGCUAUAAAAAGUCUUAAGCAAAACAUGAAAAAAAAACACAUCAGAUUAUACAAAAGUAUAAAGCUAGGUAAUGUUAAAGAAUUCACCCUUUCAGUAUUAUUUUUGAUACUGCCUAAACAUGUCAUGUUCAUCAGCUCACAAGUGAGCUUCGUCAUGUGUCAUAAAUAUAAAACAAACCACUAUUGGUGCUAAUAUUCAGAGUGUGGUGUGUGAACAAGUCUUAUUUAUUAAAUAUUGUGCAUGAAAUUUGAAAGUAUUAUUGACAUCUGCCAGUUAUUGGGGUAAAGAAUUCCAUUGACUUUUUAUGUUCAAUUAAAAUUGUUACCAUUGCCUGGUAUUGUAAAGUCUGUAAUGUAAACCUUUAGUAAUAAUUCAUGGCAUUAUUUUAUCACAACAAAUGUCAUUAAUAAUACAUUCAGCAUUUUUUUUAAAAAAGGACAAUGGAUAAAGGAAAAAUAGGUAACCCUCCACUUGGUUUCUAACCUGACCUCAAAUGUGUGGCAGGUGAGUUUCUAGCAAUACACUUCAGGUUGUAGCAAUGAACUUAGUAGAAAAUGAAAAUAAUUUGAUUUGACAUUUAAUGGAAACCAUUACAAAAAAUUCAGAAUUUC